Centruroides sculpturatus (bark scorpion) is the source of this 2752-nucleotide messenger RNA. RefSeq names its product alkylglycerol monooxygenase-like. Gene Ontology annotation, molecular function: oxidoreductase activity; iron ion binding. The coding region runs from base 1647 to 2717 and encodes 356 amino acids. The transcript has 10 exons. Lineage: Eukaryota; Metazoa; Arthropoda; Arachnida; Scorpiones; Buthidae. Gene Ontology annotation, cellular component: endoplasmic reticulum. Gene Ontology annotation, biological process: lipid biosynthetic process. The record is from RefSeq and is a predicted model, not a curated record.
AAAUUUAACAACACUGGUGUGAGAUCCGGAAUUUAUUAACUAAAAUUUUAAUUAAUUCACUUUCGUUUAUGUAACGAAUUAGAAGAAAAAAUUCGAUCUUAGCCGGGAAUGUAUAAACCUUCCUGUCAUAACUAUCAACGUCUAUUGUCCUCGCAUAACUUGUAGCUCGUCUUGCACAAAAGUUUAGAGUUAGCAUCCAAAAUUCGUCACUUGUUUAGGUCCCUGGACCACCUAUAACCUUUAGCUCAUAGACCAUUCGAUCACGUGAUGGAAAUUGCCCGCAAAAAGCUAUAAAAGACAGUUCUUACCCCCUCGGAGGAGUCUCUUAACGAAAGCCGGACCGACGACAUCGCGCCGAUUCUCCGAACCCGCCGACAUUCCGAUCUACGAUCAUCGCCAAAGUCGCGAACUUUUUAUAUUUGUGAUCAUUUUGGAUUAAAACCACCUUUUAUUGAACAAUUAAGUGUCUAGGAACCAUACAAAGAGGUAUGAAAAAGUGUGUAAACACUCUCUCGAGCUGUUAGGCGGUUUAGAAAGAGAUUUGUGUAGUCUUUUCGUCGAUUUUGUUUAUUUCAAUAAAUUCAUAUUUUUACUUGUUAAAAUGGUAGACUCCUUUAUUCGUAUACGCCCUUCAUCUUAUCGUCGACCCCGAGAAACUCUACCUCCACUCUCUUGACUCGUCAUCCCGACUAGUGACGCAAACUGGGAGACCUCUGACCUCCCCGGCGGUUCGCACCGGUCUUGGAUUCGCGCCUCAACAGACUGGCCACGUACAGUUUUUCGUUCUAACCUACGCGUGUCUAACAUGCUAAACUACCAAAAAUUACAAAUCACAACACAACAAAGAAAUAAAUAUUGAAUUAUUGAUGAGCGUAAAGUGUGGUUAUCAAUACUGUUUUCUCACACUUGGCCACUUCUGCAUAUUUAUAAACUUAGUUUCGCGUAGAAAAGUUCUCCUAUGGGAAAAAGAGCAACUUUCUGGAGGCUCCAAACUAAUAUUUUUUAAGAAAACAUUUCCCCGAAAAAAAAUGUCUGAAGUGAACACUGUACAGUACGUGGGCCCGUAAAGUCAUAACGCGCCAUUCCUUCGCAGAUAGUCUUCGUGUUGCACUGGAAUAUCCCAUUAAACUAAAACAAUCAAAUAUUCACUUUAACACUGGGAAAUCUUUCAAUUUUAUUAUUAAAAUCUAAUAAAUACUUAUCGCAUACCUUCUAUCUUUUUAAGGCUUUACAUUCAAUUUAAUAAAGGAAAUCAACUUCGGUUAAUGAUACUUCCGAGAUUGAGAAACAGAGGCCAAGGUUUCUCUUACUACUGUAUGACGUAUUUUGUCGGGAUUUCAAUCCAUAAAUAUUGUUAAUAGCAUUUUUCCUCCUGUUGACCUCGCUCCUUUCGAACGUCGUUUGCUAGAAAUACUUAUGUUUCUCCCUCAGUGCACGCAAUUUAUAUUUCUCUCCGAAUCUUUUAUAUAGUACACCGUAAGCAAAUAAAUUCAAAUCUGUAUGUCCGCUCAUUUUAUGUAGCCGAAGAAAAUUUCUGCGGUAUUUUAUACAGUAUUUAAAAAACUACAGUGAAUCUUAUCAGCUGUCUAAAGUUCACUUAGUCAUUUGAUACUUUGCAGCUGGAAGUGGAACUGAAUAAAAACAAAAUGUCUAAUUCCACUGCAUUAGGAUUGAAACAGUUUGGUUACUUAUUUUAUUUGGUUACACCUCAAGAAUCAACUUUUAAUGAUUUAGAAAAGGUUCCUAAAUAUUUAAAUCAGGUCACACCAUGGUUUAUCAUAACACUUUUAAUCGAAUUAGCCAUUUUAAUAUAUAAAAAGAAAGUUGCAGUCAGCGAUUCCAUCACUUCAGUAUCACAAGGAAUAUUUCAAGAAACCAUACAAAUACUACUUAAGUUUGGUGCUGGCAUAAGUGUUUACGUUUGGAUUUACGAGAACUGGAGAUUGGUAGAUAUUCCUUCGGAUUCUGUCUUUGCCUGGGCUUGUUGCCUACUUGCGGUGGACUUUGGUUACUACUGGUUCCACAGAGCCAGUCAUGAAAUUCAUUUUGCAUGGGCAGCCCAUCAAGUGCAUCACAGUUCUGAAGAAUAUAAUUUAUCAACAGCUUUAAGACAGUCUGUCAUACAAGAUUUUCUUGGUUGGACUGUAUAUCUUCCAAUAGCAUUUUUCAUUCCUCCACCUAUUUAUGCUGUGCACAUUCAGUUCAACUUAAUUUAUCAAUUUUGGAUUCAUACCGAAUUUAUCAAAACUCUUGGACCUCUUGAAUAUAUAAUAAACACUCCUAGUCAUCAUAGAGUACAUCAUGGUAGGAAUCGAUACUGCAUUGAUAAAAAUUACGCAGGAGUUCUCAUUAUUUGGGAUCGAAUGUUUGGAACAUUUGAAGCAGAAUCAGAUAAAGUUGUAUAUGGGCUAACACACCCAAUUAAUACCUUUAAUUCUAUAAAAAUUCAAUUUGACCACUAUCUGUAUUUAUGGGAUACUUUUUGGAAAGCCGAAGGUAUCAAAAAUAAAUUAUCAGUUCUACUUAAAGGACCUGGAUGGGAACCAGGGAAACCUCGACUUGGAAAUUUAGAAGAUAUACCUGAUGUAUCGUAUCCUGUAGAAAAAUAUUUUCUACAAUUAGAAGUUUGGUGUAACGUAUAUAUUAUUGCACAUUUCGCAUUAACAAUAAUUGGCUAUAUCAUAGUAGCAAAUAAUCAUCAGGUAUGUUUAAUUUAACUUAAAAUACUUUUAAUGCAAUGUUAUUUUGAUAU